Messenger RNA from Pieris macdunnoughi, 711 nucleotides. NCBI's taxonomy places the organism in Eukaryota, Metazoa, Arthropoda, Insecta, Lepidoptera, Pieridae. The record is from the annotation of a GenBank genome assembly.
AUGAAUCAAGAAACGCGCAGUGAUUCACCAAGUGAAAAACGUCAAGAUUCCAAAACGUCUUUUUUAAUUGAGGAUAUUUUGUAUCGCGGUCAUAGACAACCAUUCAAACAACCAGAACCAAGAAGGUUUGAUAUUGAACCUAAAUAUUUUCCAUCGCCCGCUGAAGUGAGGCCUCAUGUGCCAAGAGACGGUUAUUUGCAAGUGGCCAUGGGAGCCUUAGGGGCAUAUUUACACACGCCCAACACUUACAAGGCUGUGGAGACACCGUAUUUUUUGUCACAAGGUGUACCCUACCACGCCUUGUUUACUCCGUCGGAGCUGUCAUUAUCAGCAUUGAAGCACUGCCGCCGAAGGAAAGCAAGGACUGUGUUUUCCGAUCCACAGUUAACGGGUCUGGAAAAACGUUUUGAGUCCCAACGCUACCUGUCAACACCUGAAAGAGUGGAACUAGCUGGUGCCCUCAACCUUUCUGAGACGCAAGUAAAGACCUGGUUUCAGAAUCGAAGGAUGAAGCAUAAGAAACAGAUGAGGAAAUUGCAACAAAAAGGUACUGCUGCGGUGGACUUCACGACUAAACACACAAUGAAAUGUUCUCAGGAUGAUUCCCGAAUAUCAACAACUCACACUUCAGACUCCGAAUCGGAACACAGUGACAGCGAUAUUGAUAUCGUCGGUGAAUCGAAUUACGCACAUCACUACUCUAAUACGUAA